GGGAGGACACGUGAGAGAGAGUUUGGUGGGGGGAUUGGGCGCUUCAUUUUCCCAUAUCUCUUCUUGGCAGUGAGCGCUGCCUGCUCCCCUCCUCCUCCUUUUCUUCCUCCUCUCUGCUCCUCUUCUCAUCCCGGCUCUCCUCUCCCAGCUCCCGCCGUGGGGUCUCAGCUCUCCAUCUCCCUUCCCCCCUCCCUCGCUCCCUACCUCCCCCGAGCCUUGCUUGGAGCCUCCGGGCUGCUGCGACGCAGGAGGAUGUCUCAGAGGGAGUCUCCACCACCACCUUCACCACCUCCACCUCCGCCGCUGCUGGGAAUGCAGAGAGGAAAGGUGGAGGGCGAAGAUCGUCCGGAGCGUGCCGAGCCGCUGUCCGAUGCAGAGAGGGAGAUCAUCAAGGACACGUGGGGACACGUCUUCAAGAACUGCGAGGAUGUCGGAGUGUCUGUGCUCAUAAGGUUCUUUGUGAACUUCCCAUCAGCCAAACAAUACUUCAGCCAAUUCCAGGACAUGGAGGAUCCUGAGGAGAUGGAGCGGAGCACCCAGCUUCGACAUCAUGCUGGCAGGGUGAUGAAUGCCAUCAACAGUGUGGUAGAGAACCUCCAUGACCCAGAGAAAGUGUCAUCAGUGCUGGCCCUGGUGGGAAAGGCCCAUGCUCUCAAGCACAAGGUGGAACCCAUGUACUUCAAGAUCCUGAGUGGCGUGAUGCUGGAGGUGUUUUCUGAAGAUUUCCCAGAAUUCUUCACGGCCGAGGUGCAGAUGGUGUGGACCAAACUGAUGGGGAUAAUUUACUGGCAUGUGACAGGGGCCUACACAGAGGUUGGAUGGCUCCAGGUCUCCAGCUCAGCAGUGUAAAGAAUUAGGAAGAAGAGGGGGUAAAGGAGUUUUCAGUGGACUUAAUGAAAUUAAAAACAAAAAAAAAGGAGAAUUAUGUGUGUGUGAUAAUGUAAUAUGUGGAAGGACACAAGUAGGUUCGCAAGUUCUGUGAGGAUGGUUUUACAGACAUGGAUAAGAUUAACGUGGUAAUCCGUGCAACGCCGUACUUUGUUUUGAUGAUAUUUUGGUGCUGUUUCUACACUGCACUUUUACUUAAGCACCAAACGAUGUAGCCACACAUUAUUUUACUCUCUUAAUGAAGGUUUAGCCUAUGGUGCUUUGGUACAUGUUUUUAGUCAUGGAGGCUAUCACUGCUAAUGCUAACUAUUCAUUUCUUCUACUGUUUAUUCCUGUUUCCAAAUCUAUAACACAUAAUUUCUUUUGUAGCAUGGGAUCUUCCCCAUUAAAGAUGUACCAAGUGCUUAGAUGAGCCAAUCCAAAAGCUUUAAUGAACUGGCAGAUUUAAUUGAUGUACUGGUACAUUAAUUGACAACUGACUCUUAGCUAAACCCCAUCCUGUUUGGAUAUUGUUGAUAGGCCUGUCUAGCCCGGCGCCUUUCAUUUCUAGGUUACAACAACUGAUUUUGCAUUUGUGAUGACAACUAUGGCUAUUGGAUUUGAUCAGCGAUUGCUAGCUAGUUAAUGUUUGAUGCAAAUUAAAAAUUAAACUUGUUUUAAAUUGAGAACCCACAUGCACUUAAAAGGUAUGUAACAGCUAAAUGCUAUCAAAGUAAAAGACUCAGCCUAAAGUGAAAUAGAAAUACAUGUUUUGUUUGUUUAGCUAAUUUGGUAGGAAAAAAUAUGAUACGUAUGGUAUGAUAGGGAACAUUUUUUAUAUUGUAGUAAAAAACAUUUUAAGAAAAAAUUAAAUGUAUUAUCAAAAUUAGCAAUUACAAAAUGCUUUACAUGAAAAAAGUGGACAAUCAAAAUGCGCAUCCAUUACAGCAAAUAUAUAAUUAAAACAUAAAUAAAUCAAUAAAUAAAGAUUAUAAAAAAGAGACACCACAGUUCAAACGCUCCGUGUAUUAAUUUCAUUACAAGCAGAGGCGUCCAUAGCAUUACAGGUACGCUGUCCUUUGUUUCCUCAAAGAUUUAUGAUUGGCCAGGGUGGGGUUUUAGUGAACGGUCAGUAGUAGAUGGCAUAAACAGACAUUUAUUUCUGUAAAUGUUGCGGAUUAUUACUUUACAGAGUUCAUUUCUGUGGAAAUCUCUGGUGAGAAAAGCAUCUUCUGGCUAAGCUGCACAUAUGAAUACACCUCAAGACAUUGUGAAAGAGAGAAGAAAUGUUUAGACAAGGGAUGAUUUUUAAGCUAUGAGAGGGGGGCCGUUAGUUGAUGAAGCCCCAGCUGCAGGACUAUGGAGCUGUUGACUGUUAAUAGAUUCUCUUUGUGUCCUACCACAGUAUAUCCUCAUGUUUAGGAGACCUCUGUCCCUUUCUCCUUCUAUUGAUGCACUACGUGCUCUUAAUGUCUUGUUAAACUUUACUGGGGUGUUGUUUGUAUAAGUGUACAGUGGGCGUGUCCUUCUUUACAACUCACUGGCAUGUUCAUCUCUCGAUGAGUUAAAGAGGGAUGUUUCUUCCUGGCUAAAAGUCUUAGACCAGCAACAAUGCUUUAAGACUUUUCUUCUUGCCUGUCACUUUCAUUACACAAACACAAACUAACAUUAUAAAAGUGGGAUGGAAAAUUUCAGCAGGUGGACACAAUCAGCCAUCACACGUGUACAGAUUCACACACAGGCAUUCUCAAAGACCUCUCCUAUACUAAUAUUUACAGGACUGUCACUUAGUUUUUCUCUUCAAAAGCCCAUCAGAGAGACAGGUUGCAUUUAUGACUCCAUUAAGGGCUUUAGAGAAUCACCCUGGAGGUCUACAAGGAACAUUUGUUUUAGAUGUGCCAUCAGUCUGUUUAGAUUUCAGGCCAAUCCCACACCAGAAAUUAAAACCAAAAAUUAUGUCCAAGUACAUGCAAAUACAUGAAACAUACAAUGUGAAAUGCUCGUCUUUGACAAGGGGAAUGUUGGAAGGCUAAUGGUCUCGGUGACAAUUCCUCCCAAAACUCUGCAGACAUCAUACUUUGUAAUCAGCCCCUCCUCAAACCAACAAGUCCAGCAAGUCCUCUAACCUAGAGGCAUCUCAUUAAAUAGCACCCCUACUGUAGAUGGAGGAAGUGCAACAAUUCCACCAACAUACAUCACACCAGCAAGUUUUUUGGACCUUUGUUGUCAUGUAAACUGUCAUAAACACAAUUGCUAGCUAACAGGCUAGCUAAAAGUAGCCUAAUGUCAUGAUUAUGAAACUGUCAUGGUUUGACUACAUUUUGCCACGCAAAUUACUUGGUUAGAUUUCGGAACAAAAACUAUUGAAAAACACCAGUCACAUAGCAGAAUUAAUCUCCAAAUCCACCCCAACCUCUUUGUAUCAUGGACUUUGUACCUCUGUAUAAUAUGUCAUGUUACUCACUCCUUUCCUUGUGUCAUAAUAAAUACUGUAACUAGAAGUCGUCAAAACAUUAAUACAUAACAGUUUGUUGUAAUAACCUGUUGGCACAAACAAUGUAUAUGUCAUUUUUUACAAGAGGACAGUCUCCUUCAAAUAUACUGUAUACUGUUAAACUAACUUCUUUACCUUACUCAAAUUCACCUUCCUGUCACUGGUGCUUCAGUAAUCAGAGCCUUGGACUGCAUUCAUUGCCUUUUGAAGUCCCCAUCAGUAAGCCUCUCUCCAGUCAAUUCCCAAA
Messenger RNA from Monopterus albus (swamp eel), 3608 nucleotides. It is a transcript of the gene cygb2, whose product is annotated as cytoglobin 2. Lineage: Eukaryota; Metazoa; Chordata; Actinopteri; Synbranchiformes; Synbranchidae. The record is from RefSeq and is a predicted model, not a curated record. The coding region runs from base 253 to 849 and encodes 198 amino acids. The transcript is spliced from 3 exons. Gene Ontology annotation, molecular function: iron ion binding; oxygen binding; heme binding. Gene Ontology annotation, biological process: oxygen transport.